CCAAAAGCACAAUCGGUGUAAAUUAACGCUCCUUAAAAUCGUAUAAAACCACCCGAAAACCAAGCGGUAAGACAUCAUUCGAGUGCGAUCAUCUCACCAACUCAGUUCAGGUCCGAAACUCAGUGGAGCUUGCGAACAUGAAGGCGUUUGUGGUGUUGUCGGUGGCCCUGGCCAUCGCAUCCUGUGCGGCAGUCGAGCAAGAACCGUCCAAGAAGGACAAGCGAGGCCUGUGGGAGCUCGCGGAUAACCAUUACGGGUUUGAUGACUACGCGCAUCAUCACACCAAGGUGCAUCACCACACCAAGGAGAUCGUCACGAAGCACGUUGAUCGACCGUAUCCGGUUGAGGUGAUCAAGCACGUAGACCGUCCUUACCCAGUUGAGGUCGUCAAGAAGGUCCCAUACCCAGUUGACCGUCCAUACCCAGUGGAAGUGAUCAAGCACGUUGACCGUCCUUACCCAGUGGAGGUCGUGAAGCAUGUUGACCGUCCCUACCCAGUGGAGGUCGUCAAGAAGGUCCCAUAUCCAGUGGAAGUGAUCAAACACGUUGACCGUCCUUACCCAGUGGAAGUCAUCAAGCAUGUUGACCGUCCUUAUCCAGUGGAGGUCGUCAAGAAGGUCCCAGUUGUUGUGGAGAAGAAGGUUCACGUUGACCGCCCCGUCCCAUAUCCAGUGGAGGUCGUGAAGAAGGUCCCAGUUCAUGUCGAUCGUCCUGUCCCAUACCCAGUGGAAGUGAUCAAGCACGUUGACCGUCCUUACCCAGUGGAGGUCGUCAAGAAGGUCCCAUAUCCAGUGGAAGUGAUCAAGCAUGUCGACCGACCAUAUCCGGUUGAGGUCGUUAAGAAGGUCCAUGUUGACCGCCCUGUCCCGUACCCAGUUGAUCGUCCAGUUCAUGUGGAUCGCCCUGUCCCAUACCCAGUGGAGGUCGUGAAGAAGGUCCCAGUCCAUGUUGACCGUCCCGUCCCAUAUCCAGUUGAGGUCGUGAAGAAGGUCCCAGUCCAUGUUGAUCGUCCGUACCCCGUGGAGGUCGUCAAGAAGGUCCCGUACCCGGUUGUCCAGAAGGAGUUCGUCGAAGUGCCCAAGCCUUACGCAGUUCAUGUCGAGAAGUCCGUCCCAGUGCUCGUCGAGAAGAACCACCAUCACCACGUCGAGAAGCACUGGGAUCAGUACUGAGUGGUCUGAGUUUGUGAGAUCGAAUGAGUAAUAAAUGUUAAGUUUUGUA
This is a messenger RNA of Culex pipiens pallens (northern house mosquito), 1221 nucleotides long. Its product is annotated as mantle protein-like. Lineage: Eukaryota; Metazoa; Arthropoda; Insecta; Diptera; Culicidae. The transcript is spliced from 2 exons. The coding region runs from base 138 to 1172 and encodes 344 amino acids. The record is from RefSeq and is a predicted model, not a curated record.